This is a messenger RNA of Fraxinus pennsylvanica, 1488 nucleotides long. The record is from the annotation of a GenBank genome assembly. Lineage: Eukaryota; Viridiplantae; Streptophyta; Magnoliopsida; Lamiales; Oleaceae.
AUGGCUAGCAGAAAACUUGUCCGGGAUUUAUUCCGCUCGAAACACCCUCUUUUUCGUCAGCUAUUAGAAGCUGAACAGGUUUCAAGCAGAUAUACACGGCUACGUUUGGUUCCGCCAAAUGGGUAUUCCUUUAGACGCGAGUUCAGCGUGUUUAAUGAGUUCUCCAAGAAGAUUAAAGGUGAAGUUGACAGUAACGAGGAAUUUAAAAAAUCGGUGAAGGAAUUGAAGGAGAAAGCAGAAGAGCUGAAAGGUGUGAAAGAAGAUCUGAAAGUUAGAACUAAGCAGACUUCUGAGAAGUUGUACAAGCAUGUGGAUGGCGUUUGGAUGGAGGCUGAAGAGAAGGCCAAAAAGGUAUAUUCUGAUAUGGAGGAAAAGAUUUCGGCUGCAAAAGUAGAGGUAAAAGGAACUUUUGGUAUUGGACCGCAAGAUUCUCAAGAAAGAGAUGGCACAUCGGCUGAUCACAGCUCAAAUGACAAAGAUGGAAGUAAUUCUGCAUUCAGAGAAGAAAAGCAGCAGGGACAAAAGCAGCAAUCUGAAUAUAGCGAUCCUGCGGAAACAAUAUUUGGCAAGGUUAAGUCUGGUGUUUCUUCCAUCUCUCCUAAAGUUUCAUUGGCCUUCCUUAAAAUGAAGGAAGCAAAGCCCAUUGACUUGGUGAAGAAGGGCUACGAAAUUGUGAAGGAUGAGUUGAAAGGUAACCCAAACAGGAGAAAGCGAUUGGAAUAUGAUGCAUCUUCGGCUUCCUCGUCGCCAAAAGUUGAAAGAAGCACACGGACGGAUGUUGUUGUGUUACCCUCAAAGCAGUCCGCAUGGAGUAAGAAAUGGGAGGCAUUCAAGGAAAAGAUGCAAGGACAUCCUAUAUUCAAGCGUGUCAGUGGGAUAAGUGAGCCUGUAAUUGGAAAGAGCCAAGAGAUUGCAGAGGAUAUGAGAGAGAGAUGGGAGACUAGUGAUCACCCAGUUGUUCACAAAAUCCAAGAUAUCAGCGAAACUGUUCUGGGAGAAUCAGAUGCAGCCAUGUCAUUCAAGGAAAUUCGUCGCAGAGACCCGACAUUCUCUCUACCAGAAUUUGUGGCUGAAGUUCAAGAGGUGAUCAAACCAGUUCUCAAUGCUUACUUCAAAGGAGAUGUUGAAGUUUUAAGCAAGUAUUGUAGCACUGAAGUGAUUGAGAGGUGUAAAGCGGAGCUUAAAGCAUUUGAAAGUCAGGGAAUCUUUUUUGACAACAAGAUACUACACAUAUCAGAAGUUGAAGUUCGAGAGACUAAAAUGAUGGGGGACACUCCCAUAAUCAUUGUGGCAUUCCAAACACAACAAGUCUAUUGUAUACGUGAUAGACUUGGAUCAAUAACGGAAGGUGGCCAGGAUACCAUCCACACAGUAUAUUAUGCUUGGGCCAUGCAGCAACUAGAUCCCGAAGAACUUGGAGAUGGUGCUCCUUACUCGAUAUGGAGGCUUAGAGAAAUGCAGCAGCUUGGAGUCCGAGCCCUUAUUUGA